AUGGAGUUGUUUUCAGAGGGCCUUCGUGAUUAUUUUGGUCGUUUCGGUGAGGUUAACGAGUGUAUGGUGAUGCGGGACCCAGCGACUAAACGGGCUAGAGGCUUCGGGUUUAUCACAUUUGUCGAUCCGGCUAGUGUAGAUAGGGUAUUGGCAACUGAGGAGCACGAAUUAGAUGGCAAAAAGGUACUUUUCAUUCAUCUCGAUUUCCUCGAAUAUUCAAGCCCGUGCUUGUUGCUUUUCCACCCUAUUCAUUUUUAA
Molecule: messenger RNA, 258 nt
Organism: Haemonchus placei
Lineage: Eukaryota; Metazoa; Nematoda; Chromadorea; Rhabditida; Trichostrongylidae
Source: the annotation of a GenBank genome assembly